Molecule: messenger RNA, 1005 nt
Organism: Aspergillus pseudoviridinutans
Lineage: Eukaryota; Fungi; Ascomycota; Eurotiomycetes; Eurotiales; Aspergillaceae
Exons: 4
Coding region: 1-1005 (334 amino acids)
Cellular component (GO): endosome; trans-Golgi network; Golgi apparatus
Molecular function (GO): antiporter activity
Source: RefSeq, a predicted model, not a curated record
AUGGCAGUUCAUGAUCUUUAUGGCGACCACAAUUCGAACUGGCAGCUUGUCCUGGAUGUCCUAUCCUGGAUAUUCUGGUCCAAUGCCACCAUUCUACUGAAUAAAUGGAUCAUCAAUUCCACACGUUUUCCUAUCAUCCUAACAUGCUGGCAUUCGGUGUUUGCGACCAUUGUCACCCAACUCCUUGCGCGGACGACGAGAUUGCUUGAUGGCCGGAGGUCGAUACCCAUGGAUGCGCGGAUGUACUGUCGGACAAUACUCCCAAUUGGACUAUUAUACUGCGGGAGUCUAGUCUGCAGCAAUGUGGUUUAUCUCUAUCUGAAUAUCUCCUUCAUCCAGAUGCUCAAGGCUGCUGGUCCUGUUGUUACACUUAUCACGAGCUGGUCUUGGAAGGUCGCAAAACCCUCAAUUGGAGCCUUUAUCAACAUUCUCAUCAUAACCCUGAGCGUUGCAAUGGCCGUGUCAGGGGAGAUCAGGUUCUCAUGGUUGGGUUUCGGCUUCCAGUUCGCCAGUCUAGUUUUCGACGCCAAUCGUCUCGUCAUGGUCCAAAUUCUUCUGUCCGACUGUGGCCAGAAGAUGGAUCCGCUGGUCAGUCUGUACUACUUUGCGCCGGCAUGUGCUGUCAUGACCUCGCUGGUGGCCUGGCAGACGGAAUAUGCUUUUUUUGAAUGGAGUUCGAUCGCGCAGGUUGGGUGGACAGUUCUGACACUGAGUGCUGUAAUGGGCUUCAUGCUUAAUGUCUCGAUCUUCCUAUUGAUCGGCAAAACGUCGGGAUUAGCGAUGACGCUGAUCAGCAUCCCCAAGAAUAUUUUACUCAUUGCUAUCUCGGUUCUUCUCUGGCAUACCCCCAUCAGCUUGCUGCAGAUCCUGGGGUACAGCAUCGCGCUGUGGACCCUCCUUUUCUACUCUAUCGGCUGGAAAACUGUCAGAGCUUAUGUUGACGCACUGAGCGUCUGGAGGCGAAAGAGUGAGGAAAAUGAGGUCUUGUUGGCUGAUAGGGUGUGA